AUGGCAAAGGGAGAAACGGGGCAACUGGCUGCCUCAUCGCUGCAGUCCAAGGCAGCGAAAGCAGCCCCUGCUCAUGCUGCUGCUCGGCGUCGCAGUUCCACCUUGCGACGCUGGGCCAGCGUGGCAACUUCGAAGUGGGCUUGGAGCGCCGUUGUUAUUGUGGCGGUCUACUUGGGUUUCUUCUAUCGUCCGCGGCUUCUGAGAUACACAUUUGAAAUAGCCGGGGGGCCUGGCUUAAAUCCUGAAUUCCCUUCUCCAUCUCGCCACUUCCGCGUUGUGGUGCGAAAUGCCAAGGGUCACCAGGAGGUGCCUUCUGGGUUCAAGGCUAACAACAUCCGUCUCAGUUGGCAAACUGUGCCGCAUAUCCCAGGACAGUCUGGUCCACCUGUUGGAUAUGAGGUGUACGACAUAGGUAACGGCGAAUAUGAAGUAGCAUAUCGAGUAAGGGAAGGAAUACCGAGCGGCCACGAGCUGCGCUUGAGGGUUACCUAUGGUGGCCGUCGAACGAACUUUGCAAUCGAGCCAGUAGAAGUAUCUAUACAGGGCCCUCUCCAUGAACCAAGCUGCUUUGACCCCGUAAAUUCAUCUACGUGGACCAAAGCUAUGGGUUGCCCACGCAGCUUUCCCCAGCUGGAAGAAGAUUUGGAGAACUUCGUGACGAUCGAUUUGGCCAAACUACGGGCUGCUAUCCCCAAGCUGCUGGAAAAAAGCUCUGCAACCUCUUUCCUGCAUUACGUAAUCAAGGACAACCAAAUCUUUAGGAAGGUUCACGGACCUUUCCCAGCAUUUUCGUAUUUUUCUGACAUGAUCCUUCACCAAUUGAGUGCCACUGUCAAGUUACCAGGUGAUUGGCCUCUCGUCGCAAAAAGUUGGGGUGACAGCAGGGUACCAGUGUUCUCGUGGUGCGGGUCUACUGACUCAUUCGAUAUAGUACUUCCCCAGUGGGACGUUACGCGCUCAACGGUCCUUGGGAACGCGGCUUCUAGCCCGGAUCUUCUGGCUUCUCAGGGUUGGGGCACCCGUAAGUGGAACACUAAAGAUCCCCGAGCGGCAUUCCGUGGACGUGACAGCAAUCCUGUUCGAGUGCAGCUCGCACAGCUGUCUUCAAAACACCCAGAUGUGCUUGAUGUAGCUAUUACUAGCUGGGAAAACGACGAAAAUUUUGAAGUUGAAGAGCAACUUGGCAGAAAGGGGUCUCUGCAACUCCAAGAGUUUCCCAAGUACAAGUACAUCCUCUUGCUUGACGGCACAGUUGCUGCCUACAGAAAUCCGUAUCUUAUUGCCAGCGGCAGUUUAUUGCUAAAACAGGAGAGCCCCUACUACGAGUGGUAUCAGAAAGAGCUGUCUCCCUGGAAGCACUUUGUCCCAUUUGACGGCACUGGAGAAGACUUGCUGUCAAAGCUACAAUGGGCAAAGGAGCAUGAUGAGGAGGCGCAACGCAUUGCUGCCAACGCUCGAGACUAUGCGAGGCAGAAUCUUCUACCAGAACGUGUCCUGUGCUUUUACUACCAAGCAUUACAUGCUUACGCAUCCAGACAGAAAGGCACCCCAGCUGUUACAGAGGACAUGAUUUGGGUACCCCUACCACAUCGACCAAAGCGCAAUACGUGCGGUUCGCCCGACGUACUGACAAGAUUAGGAAGUUAUCCCAUAAUCCCGCUCCACCCGACAUCAGUAGAAUCAGUUUUAUUCAAGGAGGACAAGGACGCGGUUGUUAUUGCUCACUCAGCAUUUUGCAACAAGAGUGCUCGUGUUCUCCCUGGGAUCGUAGCCAUGGCGCGGCAGUACAAAGCAGCUGGCGCAGACUUGCUAUUUGCCUCUGCGGAGACAUUUUCCUUGCAGUACCCCAUCAAGUGGCUUCACGCCGGCAGUGGACCGAAGCUGUUCUUCUUGAAAGCAGGUUCUGCCACUCCUGAACAGUUAGAAGGCCAGCUGACAGUAUCAGCAGCUGUAUCAUUCAUCAAUUCAAAGCUAUCAAGUGCGCAACACCGCAUCACCGCUCCACCUGAGCCUGAAGAAACAGUUUCAGACCCUAUACCAGAAAAAUGGGAUGGACCUGUGAAACGCAUUGUCGCCAAAAAUUUCGAUGAGCGUGUGUUAAACUCGGACAAGGACGUGCUUCUCAUGGUGUCAGCCCCAUGGUGCGGCUACUGCAAGAAAAUAAAGCCGGCGUUCUUUCGCUUCGCACGUUCAGUUGCUGCGAGCUCAGCAGCGGCUACGGUGCUAGACGUCGCGAAGAUGAAUGGGCCUACAAAUGAAAUUCGCCAUCCGGAAUUUCCCGUUCCUCACUACCCAACAAUUUGGUUCAUUCGAAAGGGAGAAACCAAACCCAUAAUUUUUUCAGGUAGUGCGACGGAAGAAAAGCUCUUGUCUUUUUCAAAGCAACAUGCCACGAAGCCUGAAAGCCUUGAAGGAGUUGUUGUUCAAGCUCCUGAUUUGCGCACAUCCUCAUUGCCUUUAAUGAAAGACACUCAGCAACGGACUGGCUCUCCUAUCCUCAGCAUCGACACCGAGACCUUUUACUCCGGCGUGCUUGACAGUGACAAGGAUGUGCUGCUACUCGUUUACGCCCCGUGGUGUGGACACUGCAAAAAGCUGGAGCCCAUCUACGAAGAGUUUGGGAAGCUUGCGGCCGAGUCGAAGACAGCUAGCGAGUCACUGGUUGUGGCGAAAAUGGACGGCGCGGCCAACCGACUGCCGGACGAGAAGUACAAGGUGACUGGUUUCCCGACUGUGUGGUUCUUCAAGAAAGGAUCAGAUACUCCAAUCAAGUUUAUGGGAGAGCGAACUACCAAAGGCCUCGCCUCAUUUGUGCAGCAGCACGCAACAGCGAAAGUAGAACUGAAGGUCCCUGAUUCGCCGGCAGUGGAGGCUGUGUCGCAGCCGGUUCCGACGGUGAAUGAUGGCGCUGUGAAAGUUGUGGUUGGCGACACGUUCAAGUCGCAGGUUCUGGAUGCAGGAAAGGACGUGCUGCUGCUCGUUUACGCUCCGUGGUGUGGACACUGCAAAAAGCUGGAGCCCAUCUACGAAGAGUUUGGGAAGCUUGCGGCCGAGUCGAAGACAGCUAGCGAGUCACUGGUUGUGGCGAAAAUGGACGGCGCGGCCAACCGACUGCCGGACGAGAAGUACAAGGUGACUGGUUUCCCGACUGUGUGGUUCUUCAAGAAAGGAUCAGAUACUCCAAUCAAGUUUAUGGGAGAGCGGACUACCAAAGGCCUCGCCUCAUUUGUGCAGCAGCACGCAACAGCGAAAGUAGAACUGAAGGUCCCUGAUUCGCCGGCAGUGGAGGCUGUGUCGCAGCCGGUUCCGACGGUGAAUGAUGGCGCUGUGAAAGUUGUGGUUGGCGACACGUUCAAGUCGCAGGUUCUGGAUGCAGGAAAGGACGUGCUGCUGCUCGUUUACGCUCCGUGGUGUGGACACUGCAAAAAGCUGGAGCCCAUCUACGAAGAGUUUGGGAAGCUUGCGGCCGAGUCGAAGACAGCUAGCGAGUCACUGGUUGUGGCGAAAAUGGACGGCGCGGCCAACCGACUGCCGGACGAGAAGUACAAGGUGACUGGUUUCCCGACUGUGUGGUUCUUCAAGAAAGGAUCAGAUACUCCAAUCAAGUUUAUGGGAGAGCGAACUACCAAAGGCCUCGCCUCAUUUGUGCAGCAGCACGCAACGGCGAAAGUAGAACUGAAGGUCCCUGAUUCGCCGGCAGUGGAGGCUGUGUCGCAGCCGGUUCCGACGGUGAAUGAUGGCGCUGUGAAAGUUGUGGUUGGCGACACGUUCAAGUCGCAGGUUCUGGAUGCAGGAAAGGACGUGCUGCUGCUCGUUUACGCUCCGUGGUGUGGACACUGCAAAAAGCUGGAGCCCAUCUACGAAGAGUUUGGGAAGCUUGCGGCCGAGUCGAAGACAGCUAGCGAGUCACUGGUUGUGGCGAAAAUGGACGGCGCGGCCAACCGACUGCCGGACGAGAAGUACAAGGUGACUGGUUUCCCGACUGUGUGGUUCUUCAAGAAAGGAUCAGAUACUCCAAUCAAGUUUAUGGGAGAGCGGACUACCAAAGGCCUCGCCUCAUUUGUGCAGCAGCACGCAACAGCGAAAGUAGAACUGAAGGUCCCUGAUUCGCCGGCAGUGGAGGCUGUGUCGCAGCCGGUUCCGACGGUGAAUGAUGGCGCUGUGAAAGUUGUGGUUGGCGACACGUUCAAGUCGCAGGUUCUGGAUGCAGGAAAGGACGUGCUGCUGCUCGUUUACGCUCCGUGGUGUGGACACUGCAAAAAGCUGGAGCCCAUCUACGAAGAGUUUGGGAAGCUUGCGGCCGAGUCGAAGACAGCUAGCGAGUCACUGGUUGUGGCGAAAAUGGACGGCGCGGCCAACCGACUGCCGGACGAGAAGUACAAGGUGACUGGUUUCCCGACUGUGUGGUUCUUCAAGAAAGGAUCAGAUACUCCAAUCAAGUUUAUGGGAGAGCGGACUACCAAAGGCCUCGCCUCAUUUGUGCAGCAGCAGGCAAGCAGCCGCGUGGAAAUAUCUGUGCCUUGA
This is a messenger RNA of Eimeria tenella, 4524 nucleotides long. Its product is annotated as thioredoxin, putative. The record is from RefSeq and is a predicted model, not a curated record. Gene Ontology annotation, cellular component: endoplasmic reticulum. Gene Ontology annotation, molecular function: protein disulfide isomerase activity. Lineage: Eukaryota; Apicomplexa; Conoidasida; Eucoccidiorida; Eimeriidae. The transcript is spliced from 13 exons. Gene Ontology annotation, biological process: response to endoplasmic reticulum stress; protein folding. Bases 1 to 4524 code for a protein of 1507 amino acids.